This is a messenger RNA of Thamnophis sirtalis, 2345 nucleotides long. The record is from RefSeq and is a predicted model, not a curated record. NCBI's taxonomy places the organism in Eukaryota, Metazoa, Chordata, Lepidosauria, Squamata, Natricidae.
AUGGACACUAUUGAUGUAUCCAACUUAAACAGGCAGUUCUUGUUUCGACCUAAAGAUGUUGGGCGUCCUAAGGCAGAAGUCGCUGCUGAGUUUCUCAAUAGUCGCAUUCCCAAUUGUGCUGUUGUACCACAUUAUAAAAAGAUUCAGGACCUGGAUGAAAGUUUCUAUAGACGUAAGUUGUCAUGCCCUAUUAUGAAAAUAGCAAUUCCUGUUUUGCCAAAAUUUCAUAUAAUUGUAUGUGGUUUGGAUUCAAUUAUUGCAAGAAGAUGGAUAAAUGGCAUGUUGAUUUCCCUUUUAAACUAUGAAGAUGGGGUGAUAGAUCCAAGUUCUAUUAUACCUUUGAUUGAUGGAGGAACAGAAGGUUUUAAAGGAAACGCACGUGUGAUUAUUCCAGGCAUGACAGCUUGUAUUGAAUGUACACUUGAACUUUAUCCACCACAGGAAAUAAAGGUUCUCAAAGAAGAUCUAGCAACUAGAUUGAACAGCAAUGAAACAGCAGAAUUACUAAAGGAGAAAGAUGAACAAAUUAAAGGAUUACUAGAAGAAGGAGAAAAACUUUCAAAGCAGCAGUUACAAAAUUCUAACAUUAUUAAGAAAUUAAGAGCCAAGGAGAAAGAAAGAGAAAAUACCAAUACAAAGCAGAAUAAGAAAAUUAAGGAAUUAGAAGACGAGUUGCAACAUCUGAAACAGGUCUUGGAUGGCAAAGAAGAAAUUGAAAAACAACAUAGAGAGAACAUCAAGCAGCUAAAUAGUGUUGUUGAAUGCCAAGUGAAGGAUCUUAGGCGACUUCAAGUAGAUCUUGAAGAUCUUGAAGAAAAAAACAGAAGUGCACAAGCAGCUCUUGAUAAUGCAUACAAAGAACUUGCAGAUCUUCAUAAAACUAAUGCUGCAAAAGACUGUGAAGCACAAGAAGCAGCAUUAAGUCAUGAAAUUAAAGUUAAGGAGGAACUAGGUUUAAUUCUGGAAAAGGCCCAGGAGGAGGCUUAUCAACAACAAGAAGCUUUAGCAAUUCAGGUAACAGACUUGAGAAUUGCAUUGCAACGUGCAGAACAACAAGCAGCUAGAAAGGAGGAUUAUUUACGCCAGGAAAUUAGUGACCUUCAGCAGAGACUUCAAGAAGCUGAGACUCGCAAUCAAGAACUCAGUCAAAGUGUUACAUCUGCAACUAGGCCUUUGCUCCGGCAGAUAGAAAACCUGCAAGCUACUCUGGGAGCACAGACCUUGUCAUGGGAAAAACUAGAGAAAAAUCUUUCUGAGAGACUUGGGGAAUCUCAAGCUGCCUUAGCAGCACAGACUGAAAGAGAACGUGCUGCUACAGAAGAACUUCUUUCCAACAAGAUCCAACUUUCUUCCACUGAAUCACAAAAUAGUCUCCUGAGGCAAGAAAACAGUCGCCUUCAAGCUCAACUCGAAGCAGAAAAAUCCAGGCUAAAGAAACUAGAAAAUGAAAACAAUAGGUAUGAAGUUGAGCUAGAAAAUCUUAAAGAAGAAUAUGUAAAAGUUGUUGAAGGGGCAAAGAAAGAAAAGAUGUUGUUAUCUACUCAGUUAGAAAUGGAAAAAAUGAAAGUUGAACAAGAAAAAAAGAAAACAAUAUUUGUCCAAGAAUCUGCAAGAGAAAAGGAGCGUAAAUUAUACAUUUCAUCAACAAUGGAAACUUUGUCCAGCACCCCAACUCUCUCACGAUCAAGCUCCAUAAGUGGAGUUGAUAUGGCAGGACUCCAAACCUCCUUCAUAUGUCAGGAUGACCAGUAUGACCAUUCCUUUGGUUCAGUGUCUGCAAGUGGGACCAAUCUGUAUGACGUAAUGAGAAUGGGAGCAGGUUCAAGUAUUAUAGAAAAUCUUCAGUCACAAUUAAAGUUACGGGAUGGAGAGAUUUCUCAUCUCCAGUUGGAAAUUGGAAAUCUUGAAAGAACUCGAUCAGUUAUGGCUGAAGAACUGGUGAAAUUAACAAAUCAAAAUGAUGACUUAGAAGAAAAAAUUAAGGAGAUCCCCAAGUUACGUGCACAAUUAAGGGAUUUGGAUCAAAGAUACAAUACCAUUCUGCAGAUGUAUGGAGAGAAAGCAGAAGCAGCAGAAGAAUUGAGAUUGGACCUUGAGGAUGUAAAAAAUAUGUACAAGACUCAGAUUGAUGAACUUCUGAAGCAAAGGCAUAGCUAAUUAUUGUUCAGGUUUUGAUCUAAAAAAAUGUUGCAUUAAAUUGUAGAGCUGUUUCUGUAAAUGUAGUUAAUUUGUAAAAAAAAUGUACUAUAAAGUGAUUAUAAUGUUGAGUUGAUGUGAUGGCAGGAAUCAUUGUGCUUUUAUGAUGACCGGCUAUCAGCCAUUAAAUUAUUUGUUAAUAUUUAAAA